UUGUCUUAAAUCCUGCUCACUUGUGCAAGAGCUAAGAAGUAGGAGGACAGAUGAUUCCCCCAAUGAAACCAACGUCUGUGCAUUGUGGGCCUGGCUAGAUUGGUGCACGAUAAAAUUGGCAUCCUUUUAAGGAAUGCGGGUACAUCUUUCACAAUGAAGAAAUAUUCUUUACUUUAAUAGAAAACAACACUGGGACAAGUUGCCGUCCAUCAAUAAUUCUAGGGUGGCCUGUAAACAUGGCUGAUUUAUUUCUGGACAAAAUUUUGGUGAAAAAUAACCGUGACCAAGAUGAGCUGGACACAGAGCGAGAGAUUUGGGAGCGCCUGGAAAACCGCGUGAUCCUUUUAUUCUUUGCAAAGUCAAGAAGUUCACAAUGCCAAGAAUUUGCACCCCUCCUCAAAGAUUUCUUUGUGCGGCUGACCGACGAGUUCUAUGUGGACCGAUCAUCCCAACUCGCCUUAGUCUAUGUGUCGCUAGACCAAAGCGAAGAGGAGCAGGAGAGAUUUCUCAAGGACAUGCCAAAACGUUGGCUGUUUGUUCCCUUUAAAGACGAAGAAUUCAGGAGGAAUCUUGAAGCUCAGUUUUCAGUGUCUCGCGUCCCUGUCCUUGUUGUCCUUAAGCCUUCUGGUCACGUCAUCUCAUUCAAUGCAGUGGACGAAGUGGUGCGUCUUGGACCCCCAUGUUUCAAAAACUGGCAGGAAGUCUCUGAGAUUAUCGACAGGAGCUUCCUGCUCCCAGAAUUCACUGAUGACCGAGCAGGUCGGAGCAUGACUGACCCCAUCCGUAGGAUUAAGUACAAAGACGAAACCACCAAUGAAAAGAAAAAGAGGAAGCACUGUGAUGAUGAAGACGAAGGAGGGGGUGGGGGAACUGAAUUCUUCUGAUUCAUUUUUAGUUUGAAACUGACAGUUUGAUCAAUAUGAACACAAUGUUUAUCAAACUAAAAAGUAUUAAAAUAUGUACAGAUCCCAAAAAUCACUUUAAUGUUACUAUUUAGGGGUUUGAUGGACCAUAGCUGAGCUGAAUACAAAUCUUUUGCUAAUAAAAUAUUUACAAAA
Messenger RNA from Xenopus laevis (African clawed frog), 1058 nucleotides. RefSeq names its product nucleoredoxin like 1 L homeolog (gene nxnl1.L). The record is from RefSeq and is a predicted model, not a curated record. The transcript is spliced from 4 exons. Gene Ontology annotation, cellular component: mitochondrion; cytoplasm. Bases 237 to 884 code for a protein of 215 amino acids. Lineage: Eukaryota; Metazoa; Chordata; Amphibia; Anura; Pipidae. Gene Ontology annotation, biological process: photoreceptor cell maintenance.